AAGCCCCAAAUAUAAACAACAAUGAGAGUCAGCAGCUAACGAAACGUUCGCAGCCGAACAACAAUUUCGCUUUCAUCGCUGGACUUGUUGGUGUUUCUGGUUGUCAAAUUUGCUGCCCCUGGCGCUGGCGCUGGGUUUGCCGCUGCUGCUGCUGAUAUCUAUUCACGUGUUUCCAGCGCUUACGGAGUUUAUAAAGGUUGGAGCCGCAGCGAAGGGCGACACAGUUUCACGGGCAGACGCGAACCUGCGCGGAUCAACUACAAAAACUUCAACGGAAAUUUGAAAUACGCGCAGGAGUUUUAUUUUGUUUUCGAUUCCGAAUAGUACAAAUAAACAAAGCUAAGCAAACCCAACAAAACGUAUCGAAUAAAAUCAAUAACUCAAGGAUAGUUCUGUAUUGAUUGCAUAUUUGUUUUCUUCAACUCGGAAACUCCCGCUCGUUAGCGGUCGAUCGGCAUGGGGAGAGAUUGGAAAGCGGCCCUCAUCAUACUUGGGAUCUUUGCACUCGUUGCUGAUGCUGCCGCAAACAAGUCUACGCCGCGACAUCAUCGCUAUAGUUAUGGACAACUCAAUGUCACCCAAGCCCCUCCGCCGACUCUGCUUCCGCCACCAAUAAGCUCUCAGUUAGGUAGACGUCCCGAGGCGCAUACAAUUCUCAGCUCUGUCAUCUUUGGCCUGACCAAAGCCGCCAACGAAAGCAAUGUGAAUGGCGCGUGCCAUACCCAGCUGCAGCAGGUGCAGCGGGGUAUCCUCAGCAAGCAGCCGUGGGCCAUGAAAGUGCUCGACGCGUCUGGGACCAAGCCGUCGGGCUUCGUAUUUGGCCAGAACUAUUGGCUGGGCAGCCGGGCGGCUUGCAAAGGUGUUCAGCGUCCAGUGGGUAUCACGCUCUCGAGGAACUACGAGCGGGUGAUGCACUACAGCAUUCUGACGCAAAGCGCUCCCUUCGAGAUGGACUACCGGGUGAUCUACCUGCGGCACAGCUCCCCAUGGCAGGUGGAGAUCAAGCUGAUGUCGGAACAGAUCCUUCACAUCGGUCUCUGCCUGCCAAAGGCGUGCGAGUCGGAGGAGGUGAAACAGCUGGCCAGGGAGUAUGUGGCCGAUGGUAGCUUCAUCGAUAACGACAUCUUCGACAUGCGACCAGAGGUGCUCUACAUAAAGGAUCUGAAGCUGAGGAGCGAACAGUUCUUCCAGCGAGCGUCGUUCAAGCUCAUGGUCGCCUCGCUUCUGGUCACUGGAGCUCUGACGCUUUGUGCCCAGCAGCUGCGCGUAGCCAAGCGUGGGGAUGAGCCCAAUCCCGGACUGGCGCCAGUUGAAUCGGAGCUGUGGCAGGCUCUGGACACUAUGCUGAAGUGGCAGCCCUUGCAGCGUUUCGUUUCCUGCUACGAUAUGCCCAGCAAUUGGAGAAAGAUCUUAGCCACCAGGGAGAACAGCUCCGGAGAGGUUCCCAUCAUGAAUGGACUGCGUUCGGUGUGCGCCAUCUGGAUCCUGGUCUUCCAUGUGGUUUGGUACAUGUACUUCACCGUCCACAACAAGACGGUGCUCCUGCUGUACGCUGAGAAGGCCUUCUUCCAGUACGUCUCCUCGGCCCCCCUCCUUGUGGAUGUGUUCUUCACCAUCAGUGGCUUCCUGCAGACCUACAACUUCUUGCGGAAUGCCAAGCAAAUGGAGGCAGUGCGUCGCAAUGGCCUAUGCGGCAAUGCCAAGCUCUUCGGCAAGCUGCUGUUCCACCGAUACCUGAGGCUGGGCCCCCUCUACCUCAUUGUCAUGGGCAGCGUUGACCUAGCGUUUGCCUACAUCGGAGACGUUUCUGUAUACCACAUCAACGAGCGGUACGAUGAGCUUUGCACGCAGCACUGGUGGAGGAACUUGCUCUUCAUCCAGAACCUGUUCGAUCACCGCGAGCUCUGCGUCAACUGGAGCUGGAGCUUGGCCUGCGACAUGCAGUUUUUCCUAGUGGCAAAUGUCAUUCUCUUUGUCUAUGCCAGACAUCCGAAAGUUGCCAAGCUGUUAACGAUCACUGGACUCCUGGCCACCAUAACCUGGUCCUAUGGCAUUGGUAUCAACCACAAGUUCGAAUUCUCCUUCGACUCAACAUACGCCACCGGUACCCAGAUCUAUACGAGUCCCUUUGUGCGCGUUCUACCCUACAUUAUUGGGGCUAUCGCAGCCUGGUGUCUGCUGGAGCGGCGGCUACAUGUGGAGCUGAGUGAACAGCAGACUCGCUGGCUCUGGCACUUCUCCUUAAAUGUAUUCAUAUCUUGCAUUUACGCGACUGUCAGGCGGGAUCUGGGACGUAUGCUGACCACCUCGCUGUUCGUGUUGGGGCGAGGGAUCUUCUCCCUGUCCGUGUGCUGGAUGAUUCUGGGCAGUGCGACGGGCACUGGGGUGUGGUGGUCGCGCAUGCUUGAGGCGCAGUGCUUCCAGCAUCUGAAUCGGCUCUCGUAUGCCAUUUACCUGGUGAAUCCGCUAGUGAUUACCUUCACAUAUAGUUUGACCAGUGCCAGCACAGACGCGGACCCCUUCAUGCUGUCCGUGAUGUCCUGUGGCUUCACGCUGAUUGUGUACCUGGUUUCCAUCGUUUUCUCCUUGGCAUUUGAGGUGCCCUACAGCAAUCUGUCGAGCUUGUUGCUGCGGCCCAGCAGCGGCCCGGCAGUCCAAAAACCGCAUAAACUGUGAUUAUCUGUUAUUCUUGUAAGUUAGUCUAUUAAUAAGAAUUCCUAGCUCAUACGCAAAGCCCUGUUGAAUUUUUUAGUGUGCCGGAAAAUCCUAGUUUUAAAUGCUACAUCUGUAAGAUAUAGUGUUUCGUCCAGAAAACGUUGUUAUAGUUCCUCAAUCGUUGGCAAGCGUUUACCACCUGUCCAGUAAUAACGCUUGAAAUUUUGAGAUGAUUCGAAAAAUCCUGUCGAGGCUGGAUGGCUAUGUUUAGGGUCGGAUUGUUCCUUGUAGAGGCUUGAGAGGAUCGUUUAUAGGUAAUCUUGUGAGGUGGAAUACUGAAACCAGAUUACUGUCAUAAGUGUAUUUCAAAAUUUCGCUCCACCCGUGGCGCCCCCGUAAAAGACUAAAACUUGUGGCAUCCACAAUUUUGAAUAUACGAAAUAACCUAAAGCGGAGAAUCAUCGAGAACGA
This is a messenger RNA of Drosophila obscura, 3126 nucleotides long. Its product is annotated as nose resistant to fluoxetine protein 6. Gene Ontology annotation, molecular function: acyltransferase activity, transferring groups other than amino-acyl groups. The transcript is spliced from 6 exons. Lineage: Eukaryota; Metazoa; Arthropoda; Insecta; Diptera; Drosophilidae. Bases 457 to 2676 code for a protein of 739 amino acids. The record is from RefSeq and is a predicted model, not a curated record.